AUGUCGACGCUGACAGAAAAAGUCGAGAAUGCCACAGAAGUCAAGCCGGAGAACACAGCUGCAGCAGCAAUUCCACAGCAUGACGAAUAUUCGCCCACAACAGUGGUAUUGGCUAAAGUCAAAGGAUAUCCACCCUGGCCGGCCAUGGUGCUAGAAGAGAGCUUGUUACCGGAAAACAUCAUAAAAAUGAAACCAAAGUCCAACAGACCAAAGCCUGCUAUCAGUGCAUCGCCCAAGAAGAGAAAGUCGCUUCCUCCGGCACGCAUCUUACCUAUAAGAUUCUUCAGCGAUGAUACCUACAUCUGGAUAAACAGCCACGACUUAAAGCUUUUGAGUAAAGCAGACAUUGAAAAACAUCGCUCGGGCUCCAAAAAGAGAAAAGACAACUUGUUGGAGAAGGCUUAUGAUUUGGCCGACGAUCCACCUGACAUGGAGCUCUUUGUAUUGUAUGGUUCACGUGCGGCUCCUCCAGAAGAGCCAGAAGUUAUAGAAGCCACAGAGGACAGCGAAUCUGUAGAUGUGGAUGAAGAAGUGGAAAAUGAAGAACCAGCUUCGAAAAAAAGGAAGACGACAGCCCCAAAGAAGAAGCCAGCACUGAAAUCUUCAACUGCUGCGAAAUCAAAAGCAACUACCAAGAUAUCAGCCAAGGCUCCAGCUAAAGCUACUGCCAAAUCUAAGCCUGUCGCGAAGAAAGUAAAUCCUAAACAAGCCAAGAUAGACGAACGAAAGCUUUUGUUGGAAAAGAAAAAGGAAGAAGAAAGGAAGUUGGCAGCAGAGUACGACGACGACUGGGGCUUAGAGGAUUUGAAUACUUUUGAUGCUAAAACGGGAAAUUACAUUUUCGACACAGAAAAAGAACAAACAGUCUAUUUCACGAAGACAUUACCUUCUGCUGCUGUAGUACAGGCAAAUUUCACCAAGGUUCAGAACAAAUUCGACAAGAUCAGUGAACAAUUGGUAGAUAACUUGCUUUCCGAUGAAGUAGAAGAAAACAAAGUGUCGCCGUUGUUGGAUCAAUUGUUCCAGUUGUUGAAGCAGUCGUUGCCCAAGACACUCAUAUUGAAAAGCAGACUCUUGCGAGUGCUAAUUCUCACAGCCAGAAAGCCACUUGAACAGUUUCCCAAUGAGGACAUCAAAGCACGCAUUACAGACAUGUUGGACGACUUCUUAGAGAUCGAAGUUUCUACAAACAUUAUUGAUGCUAAUAUUGAGAGUGAACAGCCCAGCACUGUAGCCAGCAAACAGGCCUCCGUCGAGCCCUCAGUUGGGACCAACGGAUCUGCUUGA
Molecule: messenger RNA, 1287 nt
Organism: Scheffersomyces stipitis CBS 6054
Lineage: Eukaryota; Fungi; Ascomycota; Pichiomycetes; Serinales; Debaryomycetaceae
Gene: IOC4
Exons: 1
Coding region: 1-1287 (428 amino acids)
Source: RefSeq, a predicted model, not a curated record